Messenger RNA from Humulus lupulus (European hop), 1096 nucleotides. RefSeq lists its product as uncharacterized. The transcript has a single exon. The record is from RefSeq and is a predicted model, not a curated record. Lineage: Eukaryota; Viridiplantae; Streptophyta; Magnoliopsida; Rosales; Cannabaceae. The coding region runs from base 206 to 676 and encodes 156 amino acids.
CCCCAAGAAAAAACUACUACAAAAAACGAAUAAAACCAGCCUGUUAUAGAGCUGUGAGUGAACCCAACUCUUCCAUUCCCACCUCUUAAAUCACAAAACACGCCUCCACUGCAACACAACUUCACCAAGCUCCAACCUUUUUCUCAUUCUCUCUUUCUCUUCUUCUUUUGGAAAAAAAAAAGAGAGAGAAAAAGAGAAGAGUAUCAUGAGUUCUAUUGUUCAAACGUUUCAAAAGCGAAGUACUUUCCUUCCGGUAUCACAAUCGGCGGACCCAAAAGAGCAAGGCCAGAUCCGGCGAAGGCUGUCAUCUCUAUCGCUCAACAUCAAGCCCUCCAUUUCAUCGUCCGAAGCUGCUUCAUGGGCCAUGCGCAGAACCAAGUCAGUGUCUUCCAUGGGAGAAUACGCAGGUAGCUCGAUAAAGAAAUGGUGGGACUGGGCUUGGGCCUGGGCCCUAUCCAGAAAGCCCACCUUCGCUAGCGAUCUGGAGAUGAACGAGGAAGAGACCAAGCUACUUGGCUCCCAUAACAGAGGAAGCUUGAGACAUGUUUUCUAUAAGGUCAGGUCUGAGGUGAGAAAGCUUUUGGGGUCAGAACGUGUGGGUUUGCCUCAAACUUGCAGGUACGAUUCCGUCAGUUACACCAAGAAUUUCGAUGAAGGGAGGAGAACCCAGUUGUAAUUUGAUCAAAUGAAGAAUACCCAGAUCGAGAAUUUGAAUGAAUGAAAGUUGUAAUAAUGUUUUGAUGAGAUUCAGAUCAAAAAUUGAAUUUUUUUGUAAUUUUUUUAUUAUAUUUUUCUUUCUCUUAUGAUUAUUAUUAUUAUUGUUUUUGUUAAUGUAACUAGCUAGAUUGUUACUGUAUGUUAUGUGGGAUUGUUUGACUACUACUCAAGAUCUAUUAUCCCUUACUCUUUCGAAAUUUUCACCAUGUAAAUUUCAAGCCAUGGAAGGAGGAGGGAAGGCACUUCUGCAUUUAUAAGUAUAUAUAUUUAUAUAAUUGUAUUAUUAUUUUUUCUUGCAAAUAAUUUAUUGCUUCAUUGUAAAAAUUCCACCUUAUUGUACUACUCAUCUUAAUGUAAUAUAAAUCAAUUUAUUAGCUGU